AGCGAGCCCGGGAUUACCUGCACAAGACUGGACGCUUCAUCGUCAUUGGUGGCAUUGUCUCACCCGUGCACGACUCCUACGGGAAGACGGGUCUGGUCUCAAGCCGUCACCGCCUGACCAUGUGCCAACUGGCUGUCCAGUCCUCUGACUGGAUCAGGGUGGACCCCUGGGAGUGCUACCAGGACACUUGGCAGACCACCUGCAGCGUGCUGGAGCACCACCGUGACCUGAUGAAGAGAGUGACUGGCUGCAUCCUCUCCAACGUCAACACACCCUCCAUCACCCCUGUGAUCGGCCAGCCCCAGAACGAGUCCUCGCAGACCAUCUACCAGAACAACAAUAUCUCCAACAAGCCUACUGCAGCAAAGAUCCUGGGGAAGGUGGGAGAAAGCCUGAGCCGGAUUUGCUGCGUUCGCCCACCCAUGGAGCGCUUCACCUUUGUGGAUGAAAAUGCCAACUUGGGGACAGUGAUGAGAUAUGAGGAGAUUGAGCUUCGCAUCUUACUGCUCUGUGGCAGUGACCUGCUGGAGUCCUUCUGCAUCCCUGGCCUUUGGAAUGAGGCAGACAUGGAGGUGAUUGUCGGGGAGUUUGGGAUUGUGGUGGUGCCCCGAGAUGGAGCAGACCCUGACCGGAUCAUGAAUCACUCCUCCAUACUCCGCAAAUACAAAAACAACAUCCUGGUGGUGAAGGACGACUCAAACCACCCCAUGUCGGUUGUCAGCUCCACCAAAAGCAGACUGGCCCUGCAGCAUGGGGACGGACACGUCGUGGAUUACCUCUGCCAGCCCGUCAUUGACUACAUCCUCAAGAGCCAGCUCUACAUCAACGCCUCUGGCUAAGCGCCAGAGGUCUUGCAGCAAGACAGCCCUCAUGUCCAGCCUGCCUACAGUUCUCCAUCACUCUUUUCUCUCUCUCUCAGUCCGUGUCUCCAUCUUUCUCCCCACCUCAUGGCCUCCUACCCGCGUCUGCCUCUCACCCCCGGCACCAAUGCUCCUUCAUGCAGCCAUGUCCAGGGAA
Molecule: messenger RNA, 1017 nt
Organism: Leptosomus discolor (cuckoo roller)
Lineage: Eukaryota; Metazoa; Chordata; Aves; Leptosomiformes; Leptosomidae
Source: RefSeq, a predicted model, not a curated record